Dictyostelium purpureum is the source of this 1827-nucleotide messenger RNA. RefSeq lists its product as uncharacterized. Gene Ontology annotation, cellular component: CORVET complex; vacuole. The transcript is spliced from 3 exons. Bases 1 to 1827 code for a protein of 608 amino acids. Gene Ontology annotation, biological process: intracellular protein transport; vesicle-mediated transport. NCBI's taxonomy places the organism in Eukaryota, Evosea, Eumycetozoa, Dictyosteliales, Dictyosteliaceae. The record is from RefSeq and is a predicted model, not a curated record.
AUGGGUGGAAGUACUGUAUUCGACAAUUCAACAUCAUUGGUAAUUGACCCAACAAUCAUUGGACUAAUGAAUUUAUUUAUAGAUGGUCAAUUUUUAAAACAAAAUGGUAUCGAUAGAAUUUAUGAAUUAAAACCUGGCAAACUAGACACCGAGAAUAAAAAUAUCAUCUAUCUACUUAGACCAAGAGUAAAGUAUAUGAAUUUCAUCUCAGAUCAUAUCAGAUCCCAUCUAUAUGAAUUUAUGAAAAAGAACUACUCAAUCAUCUAUUUACCAAAAGUAGACCCAAUUUGUAACAGCAUAUUAGAAGAGCAAGGUGUUUAUGGUAACUUUAGCACAAUUACAUCAAUGCAGCUAGAUUUGAUACCAUUCGAUAGUGAUGUUCUUUCAAUGGAGCUAUCUAAUUCUUAUAGGGACUAUUUAUUAGGAAAUGAUAAAUCGAUAUGUUAUGAAAUUGCCAAAUCUAUAAAUAAACUUCAAUCUCUCUUUGGUAUAAUUCCGCUAUUAAAAGGAAAAGGAAAAGCUUCAAAAUCAAUUGUCGAAAUUUUACAUCAUCAGGAAUCAAACUCCCCACAAUUUAGAUUAGAGGUUUCAAAAGAAAUAGAGUCAAUUCUUUUUAUUGAUAGGGAAAUUGAUUAUGUUACAACUUUAUGCACACCACUUACCUACGAAGGCUUAAUUGAUGAAUAUUUCUCAAUUAAUAACAAUACUUUAAUGGUGGAUACUCAACUUUUAGUCGAUAGUAUGAACUAUGCAACACCAAAGGGACAACCAAACCAAAUGAACCAAGGAUCACAAACCUAUAGUAAAAGAUCACAAUACCCAUUACACUCUGGUGACAAGAUAUUCAAAGAGGUUAGAGACCUGAACUUUUCAAGCCUAAUGGGUGCAGGUGGUGUAUUAAACAAAAAGGCAAAACAACAAUUUGACGAUAAAAAACAACUCACAGGCAAUGAAAGUAUUACAGCUAUCAGAGAUCUAAUGAAAAGAGUAAAUGCCUCAAAACAAGAAGAAUUUUGCUUACAAGUUCAUGUUGGUAUUGCUGAAAAGAUACAUGAAAUCACAAGCUCAACAUAUUUCCAAAAUCGUUUAGAUUGCGAACAAAAACUUCUAUUAGGUUCUGAUGUAUUUUUAGCUGAGAAAUAUAUUCAAGAUUGCAUCAAUAUAAAAGACCCCAUUCUCAAAAUACUUAGAUUAUUGGCAUUAUAUAGCAUCACCAACAAUGGUUUACCACUAAACGAUUAUGAAACAAUUAAAUCAAAAAUAGUCACCAACUAUGGUAUGGAUAUACUCUUCCCAUUAAAUCAAUUAGAAAAAAUUGGACUAAUUCAAAUUCGAAAGCAACAAGACUCAAAACCACUAUUAAACUUCGAAUCUCUAAAAGAAGAGUUAAAUUUAAUAGUUGACGACAUCGAUGAAACCAAUCCAUCAGAUUUUUCUUAUGUUUAUUCAGGUUAUGCCCCAAUUCUAAUUAGAAUCAUUCAAUAUUCUUUAAACUCCUCAAGAAUUGGUUGGAAGUCAAUAGAAAACUCAUUAAAACUAUUACCUGGUCCAAAUUUUGAAGAAUCUCAAGUUUAUUUAAUAAAUAAUAAUACAAACAAUAACAAUAGUAAUAAUCAUAUUAAUAACAACAACAAUAAUAUUAAUAGCAAUAAUAAUAAUAAUCUAAACACAAGCAUAUCAUUAGUAUUUUUUGUAGGUGGAGUUACAUUUUCGGAAAUCAGUGCAUUAAGAUUUUUAGGUAAACAAACAAAUAGGAAAUUUUUAAUUUUAACCACAAAACUAAUUAAUGGUGACUCUUUAAUACAAAGCUUUUUAGAAUCGCCUUAA